Molecule: messenger RNA, 2367 nt
Organism: Acanthopagrus latus (yellowfin seabream)
Lineage: Eukaryota; Metazoa; Chordata; Actinopteri; Spariformes; Sparidae
Gene: elovl4b
Product: ELOVL fatty acid elongase 4b
Exons: 7
Coding region: 306-1223 (305 amino acids)
Biological process (GO): fatty acid elongation, monounsaturated fatty acid; fatty acid elongation, saturated fatty acid; very long-chain fatty acid biosynthetic process
Cellular component (GO): endoplasmic reticulum membrane; endoplasmic reticulum
Molecular function (GO): fatty acid elongase activity
Source: RefSeq, a predicted model, not a curated record
CGGUGUCUAGGAGAUUGCAAGAAGAUGAUGCGGCUGAGCGGACUGAAUGCAUAAUUGGCCUAUCUUAGUCAUAGAUUUUCACUUGCCUUGUCCAGUUUCUUGCCAAAUUGCUGUUUAAUGUCGAACUGUAGCCGGCGCGGUGUAGAAACUUGAUUAGCGGUGACGGCAGGAGAAGGGAAGAAGGGGAGAAGAAGGAGAAGAGGAGCGGAGCGGUGACUGAGAGAGGAGUUGGGCAUCAAAUUGCACCGGAUGUCAUUACACGCUCUUAAAUAUCGAGGACUAUAAUCGAGACCAAAGGCAGAGCCAUGGAGGUUGUAACACAUUUUGUGAAUGACACUGUAGAAUUUUACAAAUGGAGCCUUACUAUAGCAGACAAGAGGGUGGAGAAGUGGCCCAUGAUGUCAUCUCCCCUCCCCACUCUGGCCAUCAGCUGCCUGUACCUGCUCUUCCUGUGGGCGGGGCCCCGAUACAUGCAGGACCGCCAGCCCUACACGCUCAGGAAGACCCUCAUAGUCUACAACUUCAGCAUGGUGGUCCUCAAUUUCUACAUCGCCAAAGAGCUCCUACUAGCCUCUAGAGCAGCUGGGUACAGCUACCUCUGUCAACCUGUCAAGUACUCCAAUGAUGUCAACGAAGUCAGGAUAGCAUCUGCUCUCUGGUGGUACUACAUCUCCAAAGGCGUGGAGUUCCUGGAUACAGUCUUUUUCAUCCUCAGGAAGAAGUUCAACCAGGUCAGCUUCCUCCACGUCUACCACCACUGCACCAUGUUCAUCCUCUGGUGGAUCGGCAUCAAAUGGGUCCCCGGUGGACAGUCAUUUUUUGGUGCAACCAUCAACUCUUCCAUCCACGUGCUCAUGUACGGAUACUACGGCCUGGCAGCCCUGGGACCUCAGAUGCAGAAGUACCUCUGGUGGAAGAAAUACCUCACCAUUAUCCAGAUGAUCCAGUUCCACGUGACCAUCGGCCACGCCGGCCACUCCCUCUACACAGGCUGCCCAUUCCCCGCCUGGAUGCAGUGGGCUUUGAUCGGCUACGCUGUCACCUUCAUCAUCCUCUUCGCCAACUUCUACUACCACGCUUACCGAGGCAAACCUUCAUCCACGCAGAAGGGAGGCAAGCCCGUCGCCAACGGCACCUCCGCGGUAACUAACGGUCACAGCAAAGCGGAGGAGGUGGAGGAGAACGGGAAGAGGCAAAAGAAGGGAAGAGCGAAAAGGGAGUAAAGAAGAAAGAGGGCGUGCUUGGCGAUUAACAGAGAGAGGACAGUUGUUUUAAAAAGGGCCAGAGAUGGAGGGAGGGGAGGGAUAAACAGCAGGUUCAAACCAGACCGGCCUCAUUAUCCCUGCAAAUAAUGUAGAAGGAGGUGAUGUUGGUGACCAACUUGGAAAGGUGGAAAAGUAGCAGUGUGUGUGUUUGUGGAUGUGUCUGUAAGGGUUUCUGGAUUUGAAAGGUUGUGUUGGUUGUCUUCCAUAGCAGUUUUUUUUUUUUUUUUUUUUUUUUUUAAAUCAAGAAAAAGCUAAAUGCUGACCACGUAGGAUCCGCGCUCAUCUGUCCAACUGGGGUUUUGGACUGUAGUAGGACCAAAGUAUUUAAAAUGGGCCUACAAGCUGCUCAGCAUCCAUUAACUUAUCAACCAAAAUUCACCUCCAACUUUUGUACUCUGGAUUCCAGUAUUAUUUUAACUGAAAGCUUGAAUAGUCUUUAAUAUGCUUAUUUAUUUUCUAGUGCUCUAAAAGAGUUUUAAUGAAUUUAACUAUUACCAACAAAAGAACAUGCAGAAGUUUAUACCAAAGGUUUAUUUUCUUGGUUCGGGGUUUUUUUCUUGUUUUAAGAAUACUUAGAGUAAAGUUAGCAAACAAAAGAAAAAGGUUACAAAUCUCACGACUGCCAUCUAUUGUAUUGAACUACUUUUUAAUUAUUCACACUAUCUACCAAUCCAACAUGUCAUGGACUUUACAUUUCUCUGCUGUCUCAAUCUGAAGUAACUGUGCUUUUUUGCACUUGCAGACAUUCUCUUUGUGUUCAUUGUGAAUUAAAACGUUGGUUUAAAACACUUUGGGAGGGGACUGUAGUUUUAUUUUAGUCUUUAUGCAAAUGUGUGGGUAUCUUUGUUAUGAUUUCUUUUUGUGGGUCCUCAUGAUUUAUUUCUUUUUGCUGUGCGAUGUAGCCGAGGUGCAAGAAUAAGAGAUUGAAUUUCAGCUCAGUACUGUCUCACUGCCAUGUAGGACUGAAGGGAAACCUGACAAGAGCUUCUUUUUUAUUUUAAAGAAAACAAAUGGUUAUUUCAUUGUCUUAUUAAGAAUCAAUAAACGACACAGCUUCGGGCUGCACAUAUAACUGAAAUAAAGACAAUGUCAGCACCCCAUA